AUGACCAUGCUGCCUGCAAUUCAAGUGUGGUUUGGAGAAGACCUGCCUCUAAGUCCACGGAGUCCUCUGACCCCCAGACAUGGGCCAGGUUUGGCUGAUGUUUGUCAGUAUGAUGAGUGGAUAGCUGUGAGGCACGAAGCUACCCUGUUGCCCAUGCAAGAAGAUCUGUCAAUCUGGUUAUCUGGUUUAUUAGGUAUUGAAGUUAAGGCAGAAAGGUUAUUGGAAGAACUUGAUAAUGGAGUACUGUUAUGCCAACUGAUUGAUGUUCUUCAAAACACGGUGAAAACAUGCAACUCUGAAGAACCAGUGAAUUUUCCAAUGAGAAAAGUGCCCUGUAAGAAAGAUGCUGCAUCAGGUUCGUUCUUUGCUAGAGACAAUACUGCGAACUUCCUUCACUGGUGCAGGCACAUCGGGGUUGAUGAGACUUACCUCUUUGAAUCUGAAGGUUUAGUUUUGCACAAAGAUCCGAGACAGGUGUAUCUUUGUCUUCUUGAAAUUGGUCGAAUUGUGUCAAGCUAUGGGGUUGAGCCACCAGUAUUAGUAAAAUUUGAGAAAGAAAUUGAGCUAGAAGAGACCUUACUUAAUACUUCUGGGCCUGAAGAUUCCAUCAGCAUUCCAAAAUCAUGCUGUCAGCAUGAAGAGCUGCACGAAGCUGUUAAACACAUUGCUGAAGACCCUCCUUGUAGUUGUUCUCAUCGAUUUUCUAUCGAGUACUUAUCUGAAGGACGGUAUCGACUAGGAGAUAAAAUACUUUUUAUAAGAAUGCUUCAUGGAAAACAUGUCAUGGUCCGUGUCGGUGGAGGCUGGGAUACUCUUCAAGGAUUUUUGCUUAAAUAUGACCCCUGUCGAAUAUUACAGUUUGCUACACUAGAACAGAAAAUUCUAGCAUUUCAAAAAGGAGUUUCUAAUGAAAGUGUGCCUGAUUUGUCCGCCAGAACACCUCAGCCUCCUGAAAUGAAUCCUUUGUCAGCAGUUAGCAUGUUUCAGAAACAAAAUUCAAAACCUGACACACCAGUUGGUAUUCCAAGGAGCAAAGAGAAGCAGGUACGUCUGCCAGGUGUGUUGCCACCAACAUCUUCCCUGAGAGGAGGCAAUCUGGCCUGUGGGUCUGUCCGUUCUAAAUUUCCAGAUUCUCCAGCAGUGUCCUCUCAUCUCAAACUCAGAUCUUCAAAGGGCGUAACAAAGAAACCGCAGGCUCCUUCAAACGAUGCAUCAUCUUCAUCUGCUUCUUUAAAUCCAGUAGGUAAAAGCACUUUUUCACCAGCUUUAUUAAGAACUGCACCUUGUGUAUCUGAGUCGUUGAGAAAAUGUAUCUCAUCACCCAGUACUCCUAAGGCCAAGCUUACUCCAGCCCAGAAGUCAAGAGAUGUGCCUGAAUCUACAUUUUUGCCAAAUAAGUGUUCUGGAAAAAUUGAACCAAAGCAUUUGAAACACCAUCCUGUGUCUUCCAGGGAUUAUGCAGUGUCUCACUCAGCUGCACAUUUAAAUUCAUCAUCAAAGUGUCCAAAGCCGCCUAAGGCAAAUCUGCACGUAAGGCCUAACCCUUCUCCUUCUUUCCAGUCUCCUGCAAAAGUGACAACAUCCAGUUCCAAAACGAUAACCACGGGUCUGAGAACACAGUCUCAGCCACGUGUUGGAGCUCUGCAAGCGGGGGCAAUGCCAGCACAGAAACUUAAGUCAGCCUUGAAUUUAAACCAACCACUUUCUGUAUCCUCAGUUGCUCCUGCAAAAGCUGCAGAGAAGUCAAAAGAUAAUAUGGUUUCAGUUGCCAAAAAGCAGCCUCAGAAUAAAAGCACGUCCCAGAAGACAGGACCCAGCUCCUCCAGGUCCCCGGGCCGUACCCCGCUGUCCAUUGUGAGUCUUCCCCAGUCUUCUGCCAAAGCACAACCUGAACCAAAGUCAGCACAGACUGCCACCAAGAGCCAGUGCUUAGCCAAAGGGCCUCCCAAAAGUGGCAAAGCCCCGGCUGCAACCAGGAAGCCACCCUCAUCUGGCAAGGAGGCAGUUAGUGGAGAUAAAAAACCUGCAAAGAAGAAGGAAGGCAAUGAUCAUUAUUUUGUUAUGACUGGAAGUAAGAAACCUAGAAAAUAA
This is a messenger RNA of Lipotes vexillifer (Yangtze River dolphin), 2091 nucleotides long. It is a transcript of the gene GAS2L3, whose product is annotated as growth arrest specific 2 like 3. Gene Ontology annotation, cellular component: actin filament. Gene Ontology annotation, biological process: actin crosslink formation. The record is from RefSeq and is a predicted model, not a curated record. Lineage: Eukaryota; Metazoa; Chordata; Mammalia; Artiodactyla; Lipotidae. The transcript is spliced from 8 exons. Gene Ontology annotation, molecular function: actin filament binding; microtubule binding; cytoskeletal adaptor activity. The coding region runs from base 1 to 2091 and encodes 696 amino acids.